GUAGCAUAUAAGACCAUUUAAAACCGCGAGAUACUGUUCAUAUCGACUUCAGUUGGAGAACCAAAUGUCGUUGACGCCUUAGUCAAGUAUUUACAGGUUAAAAAAAUGAGUGAGUCAAACCGAAAGAAGAGAAGUGGCUCCUUAACAAUAACUGAGAGCGACAAUCGUGCACAGAAGUUAAACCAGGCGGCAGAUCGCACGCUCUGUCAGCAGCUAUCAAGGUAUGAAAAAGAGGAAAAACAACUUCAGCGGGAACUGCUCGACUUAAGGAGAACAAGAGAGACUCUCGAUGCCGGUUUCAAGUUAUUUUUGUCUCCAAGAUCCUGCAGGCGCAGAGGAUCAGAGCACGCGCGUGGAAUUCCCUCAGAUUUUCCUCGACGCAAUUCUGGUUGCUCGUCACAAUUCACCUCUAAACUUCCUCCCAUUGUGUCCAAAAGUCCCAUUCCCUUAAGAAGAGCAAAAUCGCCAGAAACUAUUUCGCAGUGGGCCAACACGGCCAUAUCAAAUGGUGUUAGUGUUGGCUCUCAAAAUAGUCACGACAUCUCUGAGAAGGAAAGCAAAACAUGUUUUCUUUCGGUGCCGGAGAAAGUGCUCUUUCGAAGAACCCACAGCAGCCCUAAUGAAAAUAGUCGUAGGAAAACAGAUGAAAACUUAAAAUCUUGUACCCCACAAGUCUUGAAUGAGAACGAUCCUUUACACGAGGGAUUUAACCAGGAAAUAAAAAUUCAGACAGAAGAAAAUGACAAGGAAACGUCCCUUGAAGACGAUGAUGCAGCUGUCGAUGCUGAUGAUAUAAUUCCUAAAACUAGGGGGAGAUCUCUGAGUGAUUUUAGUCAGGAUAGCCUUGCAAAUCUUCUUUUUCCUAAUAGUUUUAGUCACGGUGACUCAGGAUCGCUUUUGAGUCCAACGCAGUAUGUUCCUACAGCUCCAUUAUCACCAAAGCCGAAGCGUGGUAAUCCCUACAACUCACAGUCAUCGAAGACCAACGUGGAUUUAAUGCAAAGCACCAAGCUGUCGGGUAAAUUUAAAGCAGUUGGUCACGUUUCUCUGGGUUUGGCAGUCAUAAGCCGACUGAGUGCUAAGACCUCUACUGGCGAGCAGGAUUUGGAUGAAAAAGUAGGAGAACUUGGACGUUAUAGCCCAAGGAGAAGAGGAACUCUCGCUCAUAUUAAUUUGAUCCCGCCUCCUGAUUACAGCCCAAUAGACACGAGAAGGCAGAAAACCUGCUGGACUGCUACGAAAGAAGACAUCUCACAAGAUGAUUGAAAGGAUGAAAGCAGUUCGUAUGACACACUCCAUAAAGGAGAACAGCUCAUACAUAGCACCUUCAUAUGAAAAAUUUUAAUUUUGUGGUUGGGAUAUUGGAACUGGAAUACCAAAAAAGGAAUACAGGAACAUGUAUGCUGCAGUAAACUUAAUAGUUAAAACAGCUCUCGGUCCAAUGUGAUACCAUUAUCUUUGAGACAGUUUUAUCCCUUAAUUCUUUUUUUCAGAUGCUGUUAUUAUCUGCGGUAUUUUUCUACGCUGAAAAAUUAACUGCAAACGCAAAUACAUAAUGCAAUAUAUAUAGAAAUCUGUCGGUGACCUGAAAAAAUAAUGGUUGAUAUUCAUACUGUAAAUAUAGCUGUAUAUGGAUUCCAGAGAUGUCAAAUAUAAACUAAAGGCAUUUUAUUUUCUUAUCUGGCCUUUAUGAAAUUUUAAAUUAAAUCUAGAACCGGUACUGUGGUCGUAGUUAUUAUCGCGCACAAUAAAUAUACGUAGGAAAGUCAA
This is a messenger RNA of Pocillopora damicornis (cauliflower coral), 1770 nucleotides long. RefSeq lists its product as uncharacterized. Lineage: Eukaryota; Metazoa; Cnidaria; Anthozoa; Scleractinia; Pocilloporidae. The record is from RefSeq and is a predicted model, not a curated record.